AUGACCCAAUCCCUUACCGAUGCCGCACUGGUUCUUGACCCGAGCCAUCCCGACAAUGCCGAGUCCAAGGAGGGGCAAGGAGGCGAUGAGAUCGACUUGGACGACGAAGAGGCCGUAUAUCGCGCGGUCGUAGGGAUUCAGUUACCCGACGAUCAUGGCCACGACUUCAUGUCUCUGUAUGAGAUGGUCCGUCGGGUAGCGGACGAUCAGAUGUCGUUAGUGGCUCGGAUGGAUCGUUCCCGUCGGCUGUCAGCGUGCUUGCAGGACGAGCUACAACAUACUUUCCCCGUGGGUCCUUCGUCUCGAAACGCGGCUAUCUUGCGGUUGGCUGACAAUUAUGAGUUCACCCGAGGCGCCCUUCGAGGGGUGCAGGACCAUCUCCGAGUCCGGGAACUGGAAUUGGAGCGAGAGCGAGAGCAACACGAGGCCGUACAGCUGGAGCGCGACGGCCUUGUGGACCAGAACAAUUGUUUGGCCGAAGAAAACUUUAUGCUUCGUUUGCGUUUGUCGCAAGCGAAUACGUCUGUCGAGAGAGCGGUAGCCGAUGCCCAUAGUCGCCAGCAGAUCCGAGCUACGGAGGAGGAUCGGGCCGAAAGACUUGCCGAGGCUCUUCGACUUGAGGUGGCCGAGCACAAGACCUUGCUAAAGGAUCAGGGGGUUGUGCUCGAAAGCAUGCAAGGCGAACUCGAGGUGGCUCGUGCUAGAGCUGAUGCCGAUGCCCGGACCGUGAAGACCAAAUCUGUUCUGACUCAGUUAGCGGCCAGGGGACGGUCCAGUGUGGUGGCGGCGCAUGACGAUCUCCUGCAUGACCUAGAGGUGUUUCGGGACGAAUUUCGGAAGCAAACCGAGGCACUGGCCGUCAUGACGGCCCUGAAGGAGCACAGGAGCCAGGCUCUACAGGAUAGCCGGCGCGAGGUCGAACGCCUAGCCGCCGAGCUGCGACAUCCAAAAACGAAGCACAGUCCGUCACCGCUCUUCUCGGCAGCGUAUCAGGCGAUGGAGACCAAGCUGGCUGCGGUAACGGCUCAGAACCAAGAGCUCCGAACCGAAAACGCCGACAUUAGCCGUUGUGCUUCCGAGACUCAACGCGCUUUGGCCGAACAAGUUGAAGUGUGGUCGGCUCGUGUCCUCAAGUUAGAGGCGCAGACGCGAGACCAACGUCAAGUUUCCAAACGUCGCGUCAAACAGUUGAAUGCUUCCCUCCUCGCGGUCAAGCAGUCGGUACGCUACUUUCAAGGGUCGGCGCGAAAUCUCCACGCACAGCUUCGGGACUCGGUCCCCUCCUUCUGGGAUUGGGUCCGCAAGAACUUCUCGCUCAAGAAUGGGCACCGGGUCGAGGACCUACUGUCGGCGUGGUUGGCUGACGAGCCGAGCCUGUACGCCAAGCACCUGGAGGCGGUCUGCUUGAUCUUCGACACCCCCUCGGCCCCCUCGUUGCCACUUCUCGAGGGGCGAAUAUUUGGCAAAGCCCCGGACGAUUCCACUUUGGAUCUCCCGUGGACCAGCGAUUCCUCGCUCGGCAGGUCUCCCACGUCGAGCGAGGACGGCCCGCGCGGUUCCACCAAGGUCACUACCGCGGACGAAGAAGAAGAUGAAGCUAAGUCCGGCGGUAACGUUGCAGACGAAGAGGAAAAGGAGGAAGUGGCCUCAGUUGGAGCGAUAGCUGACAGUGAGCAAGUUGACCGAGCCAUUUCGAGUCGCUUGUUGGUGAAGGAGACUCCACUGUCCAGGACGCCGACCCGUAAACGUGCCACCACAAACCCGCCUGGGAUGAGGUCGCCCAAGAAGCCUCGCGUUGUCAUGUCGGAUGCCGGGAGAGGGUUGCCUACCAUGGGUUUGAUUUCCUCUGUCGAGGUGGCCUACCAGGACCUGGUCCGUCGCGCCCCAUGGGAACGUUACCGGACGCAAGUGUCCUUCAUCCCUCCGUCAUUUCUCGCCGAUCCCAUGUGGGGCGAUUUUCAAGCGGCCCUGGACGAUUUUUGGCGCAUUCACGCUCGGGCCGUGUGGAACCGUAUCUUCCUCCCUCGGUCAUCGACGACAGCCGAGACGGAAGUGAACCAGACGCUGGAGCCCCUGGUUGGUCUUGCGGGGCAUCUGUACCGCAACUCCCGGGCCCACGGCUUGUCCUUGUUGCACUACUUGUGUUAUCCACAUGCCUUCUGGCCUUCGUUUUUGGCGAAGGGUUUGUCCCUUCUUCAGAUGGUCCGGGCUCGCGGCGAAUCCGCCGCUUUGGACUACGUGCAGACGCAAGGGGAUAAGCUCCGGCCCGAAGUGCCCCUUCGAGUGAAAGGUCAAGCGUGGCGAGCCCCGUUCAUGCCGACCCUAGAGUUUGUGUACGGGCGUGACCUUACUGUCCGUCAGUGCCAGGCCUUUGACCCGGAUCGUACUGUCCCCUUCGACGAGGCCGAAGUCAAAGAGGCCUUGGCUUGGAUGCUCGAGGAAGCUGGUAUUUUCGGCCACGCCGCCGCGACCGAUGAAGUGUAUCCGUUUGUUGCCGAGGCGGGAUCCCGUCCGUGCGAACAGUCUCAGUGGGCCUUGAUUGAUCCCCCCAUGGGUACGAUAGCCCCUGAGGGUCCACCCGCGGUUCCUGCUACGUCCCUUCCGGCCUCGGUUUAG
Aphanomyces astaci is the source of this 2616-nucleotide messenger RNA. RefSeq lists its product as hypothetical. The transcript has 2 exons. The coding region runs from base 1 to 2616 and encodes 871 amino acids. The record is from RefSeq and is a predicted model, not a curated record. NCBI's taxonomy places the organism in Eukaryota, Oomycota, Saprolegniomycetes, Saprolegniales, Verrucalvaceae.